GUAUGUUCAAUAGGCCUUUAUAAGGUAUCAAAGGUUUCUCCCAACUCUGUUUUAAACCAAAGACAACUUAACUUCUUCUCCGCACCUAACCACCACCACCACCACCGCUGCCGCCAGGGAGUGGAGGCGGUUUUGCCAGAUGGCGAGGAAUGAAUGGAUCAACGGGUAUUUGGAGGCGAUAUUGGAUGUGGGAGCAAAUAUACAGAGCCAAAAAGGUGUUGAUACCAAGAUGAAGAUAGAAAAGCUUCAAGACAACGUGAAGCGUGAUAAACACUUCAAUCCCACUAAUUACUUUGUUGAAGAAGUUGUUAAUAGUGUUGAUGAAUCUGACCUCCAUAGAACCUGGAUCAAGGUAAUUGCAACUAGGAACACUCGUCAAAAAAGCAAUAGGCUAGAAAAUAUGUGCUGGCGAAUUUGGCAUCUUACCCGUAAAAAGAAGCAGAUAGCGUUAGAAGAUACACAAAAGCUAACAAAGCGUCGUAUUGAACGAGAAAAAGGUCGCAAUGAUGCUGCAGAAGAUCUUUUAGAGCUCUCAGAUGGCGAAAAAGAAAAGGGCGAAGUCAUGCCAGUCAACAAGAUUUCAAGAAUAAACUCUGAGAUGCAGAUAUGGUCAGAUGUUGUUAAUCAAUCCCGACAACUUUACAUCGUCCUCAUCAGCAUUCAUGGGUUGGUGCGGGGUGAUAACAUGGAGUUGGGACGGGAUUCUGAUACGGGUGGUCAGGUGAAAUAUGUGGUGGAACUUGCACGAGCAUUGGCUGACAUGGAAGGAGUUAUCAGGGUUGAUUUAUUAACUCGACAAAUAGCAUGUACAGAUGUUGAUUAUGGUUAUGGAGAACCCAUUGAGAUGCUCUCGUGUCCACCGGAAGGUUCCGGAAACUGUGGGGCCUACAUUGUUCGUAUCCCUUGCGGACCCCGUGAUAAGUAUAUAUUCAAAGAGUCGUUAUGGCCUUACAUCCCGGAAUUCGUUGAUGGAGCUCUAAGCCACGUUGUAAACAUGGCAAGAUCUUUAGGAGAGCAGUUUGAUAAUGGGAAGCCAGUGUGGCCCUAUGUGAUUCAUGGACACUAUGCAGAUGCAGGUGAAGUUGCAGCACGUUUAUCAGGCUCCCUAAAUGUUCCUAUGGUGCUCACAGGACACUCACUUGGAAGGAACAAGUUUGAGCAGUUGUUGAAACAAGGGAGGCUUUCUAAAGAGGAUAUUAACUCAACUUACAAGAUAAUGAGGAGGAUUGAAGGUGAAGAGUUGGCAUUAGAUGCUGCUGAAAUGGUGGUCACUAGUACAAGGCAAGAGAUUGAAGAGCAAUGGGGUUUAUAUGAUGGUUUUGAUGUUAAGCUUGAAAGGAAACUUAGGGUUAGGAGAAGAAGAGGAGUCAGUUGUCUUGGACGAUACAUGCCUAGGGCUGUGGUAAUACCACCAGGAAUGGACUUCAGUUUUGUCAAGGCCGAAGACAUAAAUUCACUAGAAGGUAAUGGGGAUCUUCAAUCGAUAAUUGGGCGUGACAAAGCUCAAAAUAAAAGGGCAGUACCUCCAAUAUGGUCUGAGAUUAUGAGGUUUUUCACAAAUCCACACAAACCCAUGAUCCUAGCAUUGUCUAGACCAGAUCCCAAGAAAAAUGUCACCACUUUGCUCAAAGCUUUUGGAGAAUGUAAGCCACUUCGAGAACUAGCAAACUUGACACUUAUACUUGGGAAUAGAGAUGAUGUAGAAGAUAUGUCGAGCAGUAGUGGGGUUGUUCUUACCACAGUCCUGAAGCUAAUUGAUAGGUAUGAUUUAUAUGGACAGGUGGCAUAUCCAAAGCAUCAUAAGCAAGUUGAGGUACCUGAGAUAUAUCGUCUAGCUGCAAAAACAAAGGGUGUUUUCAUCAAUCCAGCUCUAGUGGAACCAUUCGGCCUGACAAUCAUAGAAGCAUCAGCUUAUGGUUUGCCAGUUGUUGCUACAAAAAAUGGUGGGCCCGUAGAUAUACUUAAGGCGCUAAAUAACGGUCUUCUAGUGGACCCACAUGAUCAAAAAGCCAUUGAAGAUGCUCUAUUAAAGCUUGUUGCAGACAAAAACCUAUGGGUCGAGUGUCGAAAGCAUGGCCUAAAGAACAUCCAUCGGUUUUCAUGGCCGGAACACUGCCGGAAUUACCUCUCCCACCUUGAACAUUGUAGAAACCGCCACCCCACCACCCGUCAGAAGAUCAUACCUACCAAAGAAGAACCAAUGAGUGAAUCAUUACAGGGUGUUGAAGAUCUUUCUUUGAGAUUCUCUAUAGAUGGUGAAAUUAAGUCCAAUGGAGACCUAGAUCCAGCAAUUAGACAGAAAGAACUAAUAGAGACCUUAACCAAAAUGUCUACCAAUAGAAAACCAAACCCUAGUUACAGUCCAGGAAGAAGGCAAGCGUUAUACAUAAUAGCUGUUGAUUCUUAUGAUGUCAAUGGGGACCCCACAGAGACCAUGUCAAUGAUAAUAAAAAAUGUUAUGGAACUUGCAGUUGGAAAGCCUGGGGAGAUUGGGUUUAUAUUAUUGACAGGGUUGAGUUUACAGGAGAUAAAGGAAGUAUUGAAAAGAUGUGAAGUGAAUAUAGAAAGUUUUGAUGCAUUGGUUUGUAGUAGUGGAAGUGAACUAUAUUACCCAUGGAGAGAUCUUGCAGUUGAUGAAGACUAUGACAACCACACUGAGUAUAGAUGGCCAGAAGAGAAUGUGAGAUCAACAAUAGUGAGGAUUGCUAGGCAAGAAAAUGAGGAGGAUGACAACAUGGUGGAACAAAUAAAGACAUCCAGCUCAAGCUCAAGGUGUUACACAUACAUAAUCAAACAAGGAGCCAAGACAAGCAAAGUGGAUGAUCUACGUCAGAGGCUACGGAUGAGAGGUUUUCGUUGCAACACUGUCUUCACACAUGCUGCAAAAAAAUUAAAUGUGAUACCAUUAUUCGCAUCAAGAGCUCAAGCAUUAAGGUAUCUAUCAGUUAGGUGGGGGAUGGAUCUCACCAAAAUGUUUGUAUUUGUGGGAGAAAAGGGGGAUACAGACUAUGAAGACCUCCUUGUUGGCCUUCACAAAACCAUUAUUCUACAAGAUUCGGUGGAAUAUGGAAGUGAGAAGUUUCUUCGUAGUGAAGAGAGCUUCAAGAAGGAAGAUAUGGUCCCUCCAGAAACCUCUAACAUUGCCAUUUCAAAAGGGUAUGAAGUCGAUGAUAUAAGUGAAGUUUUGGGGAAUCUUGGGAUCAAUUGACUUCUUUGUAACUAUAUUUUACUACAUUAAUUCCAGUCCCUGUAUAUAGGAAGGACAUGGAUAUACGCCAUAGAUACAAUAAGUAGCAUUUAA
Molecule: messenger RNA, 3301 nt
Organism: Lactuca virosa
Lineage: Eukaryota; Viridiplantae; Streptophyta; Magnoliopsida; Asterales; Asteraceae
Source: the annotation of a GenBank genome assembly